GGAGAUUCAAGAUGGCGGCUUACACAGCGUAAUUUUCGCCGAACAAUUCUCAUUCCGGAAUUUGUGAAAACUGUGUUUUUUAACGCAACACACAACGACCUCACAUCAACGACGCGACCCGUGACCAAUUUAGAAUCUUAGUAACCAUGCCGGCCAAAGCUACUAGGAAGGACAAAGAAAAAGAGGAUGCCAAACCUACUGUAUUGAGAGGUGUCUAUAUGCUACCUAAUGGUGAUAAGUAUGAUGGAGAGUACAGCAGGUCUGAAGAGGGUGUACUAGAACGUAAUGGAUAUGGCGAACACACAACAUCUGAGGGGACCGUCUAUCAAGGAAAUUGGGAAAAUGACAAAAUGAACGGGCAUGGCAAAUUAAUGCACCCCAGUGGAGCUAUUUAUGAAGGUGAUUUCGUUAAUAAUCAGUUUACUGGAAAAGGACGCUACACGUGGCCGGACGGCUCUUAUUACGACGGCCCAUUCAUUGAAAACAGGAUGGAAGGUGAAGGCGAGUUUACAGACACUGACUCUCAAGUCUGGACUGGUACAUUCCGAUACAAAGCAGCACCUGGUCUUAAAUUCAAACUUGGACUUUAACAGACAGUGCAUAUAUAAUAACAGAAUACCUGGAUAUUUGAAUUAAAUGUAGUCCUUUUCUUUGUAAAUACUUAUUGACUUUUGUUACUGAUUAGUGUGUAUAAUUGUUGUAUAUGACAGAUGUACAAAGAUAUUAUUUGUUAAGAGUUUUGUAAUAAAAUGAAAAUCUCUGAAAA
Messenger RNA from Saccoglossus kowalevskii, 766 nucleotides. RefSeq lists its product as uncharacterized. The record is from RefSeq and is a predicted model, not a curated record. Lineage: Eukaryota; Metazoa; Hemichordata; Enteropneusta; Harrimaniidae.